Molecule: messenger RNA, 2091 nt
Organism: Bombyx mandarina (wild silkworm)
Lineage: Eukaryota; Metazoa; Arthropoda; Insecta; Lepidoptera; Bombycidae
Source: RefSeq, a predicted model, not a curated record
GGGAGGGAGGCGAGUACUCGGCGGCGGCGAGCGCGCUCAGCCUCAUUCCGAGUAGCGCGCUCACGACGGUCACACGCGCCCACGUGCCUGCCGCCCUCCACGAUUAGAAACGAAGACUGGAUUGAAAGUUGUAAAUAGUACCCGAGAAUCAUGAUGAGAAGGUCACUCUACCUCAUGGCGUUGUUCGCACUCGCGGGGGUGCACGCGGCCCCUGCCCCGGAACCGAACCCCCAGCCCGACCCUGCGGACGACAAGCCGGAGAUCAUAGAGAUCAUCGCCCCCGCCGCCAGCGCACAGGAGACCCUCGCAACCCUGAACCUGGGCGCCCCCGGCUCCGAGCUCAGUGAGAGGAACAAGCGCACCAUCGGCAUCCUGCGGCAACUAUUCCCCUCCCUCACGCAGAUAAUCGAUCAGAAAGUACAGCAAAUAACGAGUUUCGUGCUCCAAACAUUCGGGCCGCUAUUCCUGAGAGCGUUCCUAGGAGGGAACCGGAGCGCCGGGAACACGGGCGGCGGCAGCGGGACCGUCGACCUGGACGAUGACGAUGACGAUGAUGACGACGAUGACGAGGAGGCGGUCACCUCCACCACCACCACGACCACCACCACCACCACAACUACGAGCCCCACCACCACAACUACGAGCACCCCUACCACGACCGAAGAGCCUGCGUCGCGCAGGAAGCGGGCUCUGUUCUUCCUGCCGAACUCCAUAGCGGAAGAGAACCUGUUAUCUGGGGCGGAGUCCCAGCAAGCAGAGGUUCGCGUUGCGUUCGGCGAGAGCGGCAGCCAGCCGGGCGCCGCCGGUGCGGACCAGCAGGGCGCCGCGAGCGAGGACCAGCAGACCGCCGCGCAGACCAACAGCGCCAGCAUCGACGAGAUCACUCUCGACGACGCCGACGGCAGCGAGGAGAAUAGGAACAAGAGGUUCUUGUCGUUCGGAGGGGCAGGUGGCGCCUCUGGCGGCGGCUCCGGCAACUUCUUAUUCGACAUCGUCAGGCUGGUAGCGGGCUCGUCGUCUGGCGCGAGCGGCGGUGAGGCGGCCGCCGAAGGAGACGACGGGAGCGCCGCCAAGGGAGACAACCUCACCGAGGGGGUGCCCGGGCCCAUCACGAGACUCUUCAUCAUCGCCAACCGCGGCAUCGCCAACCUCAUCCAGGACCUCAUCCUGCGCAUCGCGCAAACCUCUGAGAGGAUAGUCAACUUCAAGGCGCGACUCAUCACCUCCAUCAUUUAAUGUGUUUAGAACAUUGUAGUUAGUUAGUUAGUGGCUGGUGGGAGCGUCAGCGGACUCGUCCCGGUGGAGGUGUCGGCGGGUGUGAACGCACCCGUGCGCAGUAUCAACUCUAACAGAACAUCAAGUCGCACUUCUCCUACUCGAUGUCGAUGUCGAUGUCGAUGUACAAUUGGCAGUCGUCACCUGUCAUUGUGGCUGAGCUAUUUUGUUCCUAAAGUAGUUGACAGCUUCUUUUGUUUUUAAACGUUUUAAAUGACCUGGGUGCUAAUUAUGAACUAUGUACACUGCGCAAUUGUGCACUGUGCACUGUGCACUGUGCGAAAAACUGAUGUGAAUUCUGAAAGGAGCUGCAUAUUGGACUAAAACGUAGUUUAUUAAUAACUUGAAAUUCAUUUGUUUACUACUGUAUUGAACAUUUUGUAAUUAUUUCCGCUUUUAAAGAGGUAUUGCCUUAUAUUUGUGUCGAAUGUUAGACAAGCCGCUGGGAGGCUGGUAGGCGCACACCCCCUGUUUACUAGAGGCGGUUCCACUGACGUGCGUGUGUUAUCAUUAAUGUAUUAUACUCGUAGUCGGACAAUGCACUGCCAACGCACAAAAUAAAAUCAACUCGCUUCAUCCAUAUUUAUUCUAUUUAUACACAGCAGUAACUACGAGACAGUGUUCACGUCAUUUAACUUUAAAGUUUCAAAAUAAAUCUGGCAGUACAUUGCUCGGGUAAUCCACUUGUGUAGUGAGAACAGCGCUCGGCCGGGCUCGGCCACGCUCGGCCGCGCUCGGGAGCGCUCGGCGCUCGGCGCUCGGCGCGAUUUGUGCUCAAGCUUUUUAUACCGUGACAAAUAUUUUUGAUUCGUUUUU